Messenger RNA from Thermochaetoides thermophila DSM 1495, 1164 nucleotides. RefSeq lists its product as uncharacterized. The record is from RefSeq and is a predicted model, not a curated record. The coding region runs from base 1 to 1164 and encodes 387 amino acids. Lineage: Eukaryota; Fungi; Ascomycota; Sordariomycetes; Sordariales; Chaetomiaceae. The transcript has 3 exons.
AUGUGCUUCGGCAGGAAACACUCAGCCGAUAACGACGGCGAGAACUUCGCACCGCGCCCUGUCGGUAACCCUAACUACCAGUCGGGAGGAUACGACACCAAGCCGAUUUACCAUUAUCCUCAGCAUCAAGUACCGCUUCAACCGACCACAGCUCAUUAUGCUCCCCCGGCUGGUCCUCCUCCCUCGUGGGUCCCGAACCCUAUCCAGCCUGUCGGUUACUCAGGCACUGGUCAUAGCUGGAUCGGGCCGCCUGCGGGACCUCCGCCGGAGGAGAAGCCUAAGGAGCCUUGGGAAAUUAUCCCCGACUCCUCGCUGCUCCCUCCCCCUCCCAACAUCUUCAGCGCCUAUGAUCGCUCGCCAGCAAACAAUGCCUCUGAAGAUGAAUACGAGGCCGGCAAGGCCUGGUGUCUUGCUUACCCGCUUCUGCCGCCCCUCCGCGACAUCGAUCCGUACAUGUCGGCCGCGCUUAAGGUAUAUGAUCUCAACUUGCUGCAACCUCCUAUCCCCGGCUGGCCUGGUGUGCUCGAGAGGAUCGACCGGGGCGUCUGGCAAGUGAAGUGUAGGAAUAUCAGGGAUUCGACUCUAAUCGCCUACCCCCCCCUCUACACCACUACCCUACACGCCCCCCUGACCCCCUCCAACCCCCGCCCUACCCAUACAAUCUACUACGAAGUCGCCCUUACCAAACCUCCCACUUCAUUAGACACCGUCAUCGCCCUCGGCUUCGCCGCCCUCCCCUACCCCUCCUUCCGCCUACCCGGCUGGCACCGCGGCAGUCUCGCCAUCCACUCUGACGACGGCCACCGCUACAUAAACGACGCCUGGGGCGGGAAGGAAUUCACCUCGCCCUUCUUCACCAUGUCCUCUCGUCCUGGCGAGCGCUGCGGGAUUGGCAUGACGUUUUCAAGACCGCAAGGCAAAGGGACGCAGAUUGAGGUCGAUGUGUUUUUCACCAAGGACGGGAAGAAGGUGGGCGGGUGGGAUGUGAACGAGGAGUCGGAUGCCAAGACGGAUCUGGGGGUUGAGGGUUUGCAAGGGCAUCAUGAUUUGUAUUGUGCGGUGGGGGUUUGUGGGGGGGUUGAGUUUCAGAUCGUGAUGGAGCCGGGGAAGUGGUUGUUUACGCCGGGGGAUUUUAUAGCUGAGAAGGGUUCUGAGGAGGUGUGA